Lodderomyces parapsilosis is the source of this 498-nucleotide messenger RNA. RefSeq lists its product as uncharacterized. The coding region runs from base 1 to 498 and encodes 165 amino acids. The transcript has a single exon. The record is from RefSeq and is a predicted model, not a curated record. NCBI's taxonomy places the organism in Eukaryota, Fungi, Ascomycota, Pichiomycetes, Serinales, Debaryomycetaceae.
AUGCAGUUCUUCAGUUCCAAGUCGUUAUUGUAUAUCCGAAUCAUUGCCCAUUUCGUAACAGCUUACUACUUGGUCCAGAACCCAGAGGGACUCGCAUCAGCAGGAUUUAUAAUUCUUAUGGGCCAAGCAAUGCAAGUUCCAAUCCUUCAUUUGAGUUCAAAUAGUCCAGUAUUGGGUAUGUUGGCAGUUCUCGUAUCAACCCAAGCAAUAAGUGACUUGGUUCCAUUGCUUGCAGAAAAUUGGAACCAUUUUGAAACCUUGGUGCCAGUGAGAUUGUUUUGUUACUUUUUAAUCACUGCUUAUAUAUACUUUGUACCAACAAGCAAAGUUAGCAACAGUGUAGUUGCUACAUAUUCAAUGUUUGAAGUUUGGGCAAAUUUUCUCAUUUAUAACAACUUGCGAGAUGAAAAGUACUACAGAAUGAAGAAGUUUGUAGAGGAAAAUGCCGAUGCUAUAAAAAAAGCACAGGACGAAAGGGUGAUUGUCAUCGAGGAUUAG